Molecule: messenger RNA, 1215 nt
Organism: Lucilia sericata (common green bottle fly)
Lineage: Eukaryota; Metazoa; Arthropoda; Insecta; Diptera; Calliphoridae
Gene: MetRS-m
Product: methionine--tRNA ligase, mitochondrial
Exons: 4
Coding region: 118-1200 (360 amino acids)
Biological process (GO): methionyl-tRNA aminoacylation
Molecular function (GO): methionine-tRNA ligase activity; ATP binding
Source: RefSeq, a predicted model, not a curated record
ACAGCUGUUCAAACUUCAGUUAGUGCCGGGCUUUUUUAUCGUGAGUGUAAAUUUUGGUGUGAUUUCGUAAUUUAAAUAAAAGAAAAUCUAUUAAUUAAAUGAAAAUAAACAGAAAUCAUGUUAAUUCCAAGAGUUCAGAACAUAAGAAGAUUGUGUGCUGCUGCCCAUCCUUCGUUUUAUGUAACAACUCCCAUAUUCUAUGUAAAUGCGGCUCCUCAUAUUGGGCAUCUGUAUUCGGCCGUUAUCGCUGAUGCUGUAUGCCGUUAUGAAAAACUAAAAAAUCCUGAACAUGCUCAUGCUGUCUCUCUGUGCACGGGUACCGAUGAACAUGGCACCAAAGUUCAGGAGGCAGCCACAAAUCACAACAUACCAGUUGAACAAUAUUGUCAAGAUAUCUCGGCCAGAUAUCGCAGCGUAUUUCAACAAGCCAUCAUACAAAAUACAGACUUUGUACGCACCACAGAGGAUCGCCACAAAAAGGCGGUCAGUCACUUUUGGCAAACCCUUAAAGACAAAGAUCACAUUUAUUCCGCCAAUUAUGAAGGCUGGUAUUGUGUAUCUGAUGAAACAUUCUUAACCGAGUCUCAAUUACGUUUAGACGAGUCAACAGGCCAAAGAUUUUCUUUGGAAUCCGGCCAUCCCGUUGAAUGGACUGAGGAACAGAAUUAUAUGUUCCGUUUAUCUAAAUUACAAUCUGAGGUAUUGUAUUGGCUGAAACAGGGUGAUAAGGUGAAACCUUUUAAAUUUGAAAAGAUUUUAUUUGAUAUGCUUUCCGAGCCUUUGCCCGAUGUUUCUGUAUCAAGACCAGCUCAAAGAGUACCAUGGGCUAUACCGGUACCGCAUGAUCCCAGCCAAACUAUUUAUGUAUGGUUGGAUGCUCUAGUGAAUUAUCUAACUUCAGCCGGUUACCCAGAUCCUAAAUUCAAAACAAAUUGGCCGCCAAAGUUGCAAGUUUUGGGCAAAGAUAUUUUGAAAUUCCAUGGCAUAUAUUGGCCGGCAUUUUUAAUAGCGGCAGGCCUCGAACCACCACAACAACUAUUUGUUCAUUCUCACUGGACAGUUGAUGGCCAGAAAAUGUCAAAGAGUAAAAACAAUGUAGUCGAUCCAUUAGCGGCUUCUGAAUUGUACACUAUGGAAGGUUUACGUUAUUUUUUGCUACGUGAGGGUGUUGCUCAUAGUGAUGGCACCCCAAUAGUAUAAAAACAACUGGAUGCA